CUCCACAGCCGACAGUGUGAACGUCACACGUUGAGCGGCGCAGGGGAGUUCGUCACCGUCGCUGUUGGACCUGCUGGAGCUUUCGAGGUUCUGAUCGGUACCAUUUUUGUUUGGGUUCGAAUCCAGACCCCGAGCCUCGGCCUCUGAACCAGUUUUCGAUAAACAAAUAUCGUGAGGAUUUUGUUCAUCUUCAGACGAACACCGGAAGCCGCUCAGCGAAGCGAAAGUUGAGUCGAGAUGAGUGUGGAGGCGUACGGGCCGAGCUCCCAGACCCUCACCUUCCUAGACACCGAGGAAGCGGAGUUGCUCGGAGCGGACACCCAGGGCUCCGAGUACGACUUCACCGACUUCACCCUUCCCAGCCAGACGCAAACUCAAGGCCAGACUCAGAGCCAGCUGGACAGUCAGGUUAAUGGUCCUGAUGAGGGUCUUCACAACGGUGGAGUGGAUGACUCCGUGGCCAAAGCCAGCCAGCUGUUGGCCGAGCUCAACUUUGAGGAGGAUGAAGAAGACACGUAUUACACCAAAGACCUGCCUGUGCACGCAUGCAGCUACUGUGGUAUCCAUGAUCCAGCGUGUGUUGUGUACUGUAAUACAAGCAAGAAGUGGUUCUGUAAUGGACGUGGAAACACAUCUGGCAGUCACAUCGUGAACCACUUGGUGAGAGCCAAAUGCAAAGAGGUGACGCUGCAUAAAGACGGGCCACUUGGAGAGACGGUGCUGGAGUGUUACAACUGCGGCUGCCGCAACGUCUUCCUCUUGGGUUUCAUCCCUGCCAAGGCUGAUUCCGUAGUGGUGCUACUUUGCAGACAGCCCUGUGCCAGCCAGAGUAGCCUGAAGGACAUCAACUGGGACAGCUCACAGUGGCAACCACUGAUCCAGGACCGCUGCUUUCUGUCCUGGCUGGUGAAGAUCCCAUCGGAGCAGGAGCAGCUUCGGGCCCGUCAGAUCACCGCUCAGCAGAUCAACAAGUUGGAGGAGCUCUGGAAGGACAACCCCACUGCCACCUUGGAAGACCUGGAGAAACCUGGAGUGGACGAGGAGCCCCAGCACGUGCUGCUGCGCUAUGAGGACGCUUACCAGUACCAAAACAUCUUUGGCCCUUUGGUCAAACUGGAGGCGGACUACGACAAAAAGCUUAAGGAGUCCCAGACCCAAGACAAUAUUACAGUCAGGUGGGACCUGGGGCUGAAUAAAAAGCGGAUUGCCUAUUUCACACUGCCCAAGACGGAUUCAGGUGGUAAUUCUCUGAGCUUGACAUCCUCCCUGUGGUUCUGUGAUAUGCGGCUGAUGCAAGGUGAUGAGAUCUGUUUGCGGUACAAGGGAGACCUGGCCCCGCUGUGGAAAGGCAUCGGCCAUGUCAUCAAAGUCCCUGACAACUAUGGGGAUGAAAUUGCCAUCGAGUUGAGGAGCAGUGUUGGAGCGCCUGUGGAAAUCCCCCACAACUUCCAGGUGGACUUUGUGUGGAAGUCCACGUCGUUUGACAGGAUGCAGAGCGCCCUGAAGACGUUUGCGGUGGACGAGACUUCCGUGUCUGGCUACAUUUACCAUAAACUGCUGGGCCACGAGGUGGAGGAUGUCACCAUCAAGUGCCAGCUGCCAAAGCGCUUCACUGCCCAGGGCCUGCCUGACCUCAAUCACUCACAGGUGUAUGCUGUGAAGACCGUGCUGCAGAGGCCCCUCAGUCUGAUCCAGGGUCCUCCUGGCACUGGGAAGACUGUCACCUCUGCCACUAUCGUCUACCACCUGUCCCGACAAGGCAAUGGACCAGUUCUGGUGUGUGCUCCCAGUAACAUUGCCGUGGAUCAGUUGACUGAGAAGAUUGACAAGACUGGACUUAAGGUCGUCCGGCUGUGUGCCAAGAGCCGAGAGGCCAUCGAGUCACCAGUGUCCUUCCUGGCUUUACACAACCAGAUCAGCAACAUGGACAGUAUGCCGGAGCUUCAGAAGCUGCAGCAGCUGAAGGAUGAGACGGGCGAGCUGUCGUCUGCUGAUGAGAAACGCUACAGGGCUUUGAAACGCACAGCUGAGAGGGAGCUGCUCAUGAAUGCUGAUGUUAUCUGUUGUACCUGCGUCGGUGCUGGAGACCCUCGCCUGGCCAAGAUGCAGUUCCGCUCCAUCCUGAUUGAUGAGAGCACCCAGGCCACCGAGCCGGAGUGUAUGGUGCCCGUGGUGCUUGGAGCCAAGCAGCUCAUUCUGGUGGGUGAUCACUGCCAGCUGGGGCCUGUGGUGAUGUGUAAGAAAGCAGCCAAAGCAGGUCUGUCCCAGUCCCUGUUUGAACGCUUGGUGGUUCUGGGGAUCCGGCCAAUCCGCCUGCAGGUCCAGUACCGCAUGCACCCGGCUCUCAGUGCCUUCCCCUCCAACAUCUUCUAUGAGGGCUCCCUGCAGAAUGGCGUCACUGCAGCUGACCGCAUCAAGAAGGGCUUUGACUUCCAGUGGCCGCAGCCGGACAAGCCUAUGUUCUUCUACGUGACUCAGGGUCAGGAGGAGAUUGCCAGCUCUGGGACCUCCUACCUUAACAGGACGGAGGCUGCCAACGUAGAGAAGAUCACCACCAGGCUGCUGAAGGCUGGAGCCAAACCUGACCAGAUCGGCAUCAUCACCCCAUACGAGGGUCAGCGCUCCUACCUGGUCCAGUACAUGCAGUUCAGCGGCUCCCUGCACACCAAACUCUAUCAGCAAGUGGAAAUUGCCAGUGUGGACGCCUUCCAGGGCAGAGAGAAGGACUUCAUCAUCCUGUCUUGUGUCCGUGCCAAUGAGCACCAGGGCAUCGGUUUCCUGAAUGACCCACGUCGUCUAAACGUGGCGCUGACCAGAGCCAAGUAUGGUGUGAUCAUUGUGGGAAACCCCAAAGCCCUCUCCAAGCAGCCGCUGUGGAACAACCUGCUGAACAACUACAAGGAGCAGAAAGUCCUCGUGGAGGGACCGCUCAACAACCUGCGGGAGAGCCUCAUGCAGUUCAGCAAGCCCCGCAAGCUGGUCAACACCAUCAACCCUGGAGGACGUUUUAUGAGCACUGCGAUGUACGAUGCCCGUGAAGCCCUCAUCCCCGGCUCCGCCUAUGAUCGCAGCAAUGCUGCCGGACGUCCGUCCAACAUGUACUUUCAAACUCACGACCAGAUCGGGAUGAUUGGGGCAGGCCCUGGUCACAUGGCCGCCAUGAAUCUUCCCAUACCCUUCAACCUGGUGAUGCCACCAAUGCCUCCGCCCAGUUACCUGGGUCAGACCAAUGGCCCGGCUGCAGGUCGUGGAGCUAUGAAGGGUAAGCCUGGACGUGGCGGGCGGCAGAGGGUCCGUGGGUCGGCACACCAGGGUGCCAGUCAGGGUAACGGACCAAACAGCCAGGCCAGCCAGGACGGGGCCUCCCAGCCCUUCUCCCAGGGGCCGCUGACGCAGGGCUACAUCUCCAUGAGCCAGCCCUCUCAGAUGAGCCAGCCUGGCCUCUCCCAGCCAGAGCUGUCUCAGGACAGCUACCUGGGUGAUGAGUUCAAGUCCCAAAUCGAUGUGGCUUUGUCCCAGGACUCGACUUACCAGGGUGAACGUGCAUACCAGCAUGGUGGGGUGACUGGACUGUCACAGUAUUAGAGUGUCACUUGAAGAAGGGAGCUAGGCUUGAGCUGAGCUUAGUUCAUCAGCUUUUUAAUCUGGGAAAUAAUAAAAACAUAAAAUGGAUACCUGUUUUCCUCUGCUACAACCGAAGCACCACCGAGUGAAAGCGACGGGAUAGCGAAACCAAACCAAUGACCAGCGAGAGAAAUAAGAGGGUAGAAGAAGAAGAGAGCACGAACAGACGGGCAGGGAGAUGGCAAGAGAGGCCGAGUGAACAAGCGAGAGGCAGGGACCGAUGCCCGUGCACAGUGAAGGAGGGAAGUCGAGAAGAUGGCAGCGUGUGGUAGAGCUGCUGAGGGAAACGAAAGGGGAGAUCUCAACGGUCUCUAAUGGGAAUCCAAAUGAGGCGCUCAACUCCCAACAAAAUAAUCCAGCCUGCCCCCUCAACCCACAGCCUCCAGGAGAGGAAGGAACACUCAGAGCCUUCCAACUGAAUUUGAAGAACUAGUUCUCCAAACUUGCAGGGGGGCAUGAAUACAGAAAGCCAUCAAACAGGAAACUCAAACUCCCCAUGCUAAAAUGACGGUUGGUUUCUCAACCUGGAUCUCUUCAAUUUGGUUUAUCAUGGGAGGAGAGCGGCACCAACGAUCAUGUAGUGGGCCCAUAAACCUCAGCAGCCUCUGAAGGAAGCAGCAGUCGACACACCCUCUCGGAGAGGAAAUAAAAACACGGUUUCUGUGCUUGAGUCUGAGAUUAAAGAGCCUUGAAUUGAAAUACCGUUCAUUUGCCUUGAGAACCACUGGCUCAUUCACGAGGUCUUUAACAGGGUGGUUUCGACCACACGUCAGUGGUGGAGUGGCACGGGGAUUUCAGACUGUUUUUUCAAGACAUGACGCGCGAAUCCCACUGAUAUCGCGACCAUCAUGGGACAGUUUUUUCUUCUCUGAAGUACCUUUCUUAUCACAGAGCACAAAAUUGCAAAAAAGUCAUUUGAAACUAUCAAACACGACCAGCAUUGAACUUUCAACUCAAUGUCAUUUGAUGUUUCAACAAAGGCUUUUCCUUAUUUUAUUCUUUUUGAAAGCAGGGGUUGUUGAUGUCCUGCUGUGCUUCAUGACCAGAUGUCUUUUUGACAACACUCUGUAUACGCUUAGAUUGGCAAAUGCUUGAAUGCUUUGCAUUGAUUGAGUCCUCAGGGGAUUGUGGACUGUACACACUCAUCACACAAAUCCCUGCUGGAGGUGAAAGAAACCAAACAGGAGGGAGUCGGGGGGGAGAAGGAUGAUAGUAGUCGAGGCUUACAGGCGGUCGUGGCAAUCAAUCCACCACAGGUAAGGAGUAGAAAAGGAAGGUGGCUGAGGAGAAUACGAGAGUUUCCACAUCUGGAAAAUGAGUUCAGGUAAUCACUGGGGUUAAACAUGUCGAGGAAAAUGUUGCUUUAGGACUGUCCCAAAAGAUGACCACACAUUAGAUGUAGUCGCAAAACCCAGUGUCAUUUCACACAGCGUUUUGAGUUUGUGAAUUGUAUUCAGGACAAGCAAUAUAGCCAGGCUGACGGCCAUAUUGCCCAGCCACGAAAAACUAAAGAUAAUCAGGGGUUGAAUAAUUAAGAAAUAUGUGUAGAAUCUUAGCAUAACCCUAUAAUUUAUAAAUCACCACAAUCUGAAAGAGCUUUGGUUCCUGUGUGGAUGAAUAUAUUUUGAAACUUUACUAAACCCCAGUUACACACAGUGGAAACGCCAUCAGUACCGAUUAGACGAUGGCAAGGAGACAAAGAAAAGUGAACGAGAAACCUGAAUCAGUGCCUAUAACCAAUCACCUUCAAAUAAACAGCUGCAGCACAAGCAUGAAUGUAGUUAAAAAUCAAACUACCAGCAUUUAAAAAACCUUCCAGACACCAGAGGGCUCAAGAAACUCACAGAAAAGGACUUGUUGUAUUUUAUUUUUUUAAUAAUAAAAUCAGGCCAGGUAAACACAAGGUCAGUGAGUUUAGCAGCUGGGUCGUUUCUCAAAAGGACGGGCGGAUGAAAAAGCCACCUUCCUUCUCUGUGGAGUUAAACAAAAUGAAGACUGGUAGAAUUUCUUUUCCCUUCUGUGGACUUUUGAUUUGUGCAAAGCUGUUUUGCCUGCAUUAUGUAUUCCUUGUAGAGUUCCUCUUGAGAUUUAUGUGGAUCCUUAAACCCUCUUCCUGGAGAACUGUGUGAAACCUGAACCUUGAGUUGAUCCAAACUUUGCUUUUGUCGGAGGAUUCGCUGCUUUGUGUGUCACGUUUUGUUCAGUUGGGUGUUAUUUAGCCAUUUUGUGUAGUUUUACUAAAAAAAAUAAAUAAAUCCAUUUUUGUAGCAACUUGCUGACAACAGGAAUGAGGCGGACACCGUUUUCCUUCAUUAAUUUUGUAUCUGUUCCUCAAACUGUCUGAGGGAUUGUAGUUUUUUAACUCUUCCAGGAAAGAUGCUUUCUGAACACAGUAAGAAUGUAUUCCACUGUUUCUUCUCACCUGCUUCUUAUUUCAGCAGACAUGUGACAAUCAUGUUGCAAGUAGACGUCACCAUGUUUAAUUGACUUAGAAGUAGUUCUGUUUUGUUGGAUGAAUUAGUUUCCCAUAUCAACCCGUUCCACCGAACUCCUAACAUGUUAUAGCUUUAAAAACCCGCUGCCGUAAUAUUAUUGCUUUGAUGUUUUUUUCCAUCUUCUGAGCCACAAUGAAUUGCAACAUGUGCAGUGAAGAAGUGAUUCAGUUGUAAAUUAGUUGUUGAAACAUUUGCAUCGAAACCCUUGAUUCUCUACGUCAACAGAGAUUGAGAGCUCAAUGUGAUGUAAAUACCUAUUUGAAAUGUCUUUGCAGUGAAGUUUCAUCACAACAUGGUGGUUCCUUGUUAAACUGAAUCAAUAAAGGCUGUCAAUUUGA
Messenger RNA from Epinephelus fuscoguttatus (brown-marbled grouper), 6457 nucleotides. Its product is annotated as regulator of nonsense transcripts 1-like. The record is from RefSeq and is a predicted model, not a curated record. Gene Ontology annotation, cellular component: cytoplasm. The transcript has 24 exons. Gene Ontology annotation, biological process: nuclear-transcribed mRNA catabolic process, nonsense-mediated decay. Gene Ontology annotation, molecular function: RNA binding; hydrolase activity; zinc ion binding. Bases 238 to 3585 code for a protein of 1115 amino acids. Lineage: Eukaryota; Metazoa; Chordata; Actinopteri; Perciformes; Serranidae.